GAGACCCUUUUCCUGACGCACGCCUGGUAUGCAAACAUAAAUUUAGCAGCAACGUGUUUGCCGGGGGAACAAAAUAUCUGGAAGCGACCGUGGACUGUCAUGCUGUCUCCGUCCGCUCUUGGCUGACUUUUACCUUUUUCCUCUCUCGCUCUCCUGGAAACUGGAGCCGGAGCGCAGCGCGGAGAGACGAGCGGACCUCUUUCUCCCCGAGUGACUGGGGCAGGCUGGGACAUAGAGCGGGCGAUCAGAGCCGUCUAUCAACGCUUUGAAAUUACUUAAGAGUUUGUUUGCGUCCGUGAUGAGUGGGAGCUGUUUGUGGACGACUAGCCUGGUUCUCCUCGCUGUCUGUGCGAAGAUUGCCGUGUGGGCCAACAAUGGAGAUGCAGUGUUCAUCAGGGAAUUCACGCUGAUUCGGCGAGAUCACCUUGCUGAAGAGCCUCUGCAUGAUGGCGGCCAAAAACCAGAAGACCCGAGCUCGCGUACGGCCCGAUCAGAAGAGGACAGAGACACGCUUUGGGACGCCUGGGGUUCCUGGAGUGAAUGCUCUCGUACAUGUGGCGGAGGAGCCUCCUACUCCCUCAGACGAUGCCUCAGUUCCAAGACCUGCGAAGGACAGAAUAUCAAAUAUCGCACAUGCAGCAAUGUGGAUUGCCCUUCAGAUGCCGGUGAUUUCCGUGCCCAGCAGUGUUCAGCUCACGCAGAUGAGCAAUACCAGGACCAGUACCACGAGUGGCUGCCGGUAUACAACGACCCAGACAACCCGUGUGCUCUCAAAUGCAAAGCCAAGGGCUCAGGCCUUGUGGUGGAGCUGGCGCCCAAGGUGCUGGAUGGGACACGCUGUUACACAGAGUCUUUGGACAUGUGCAUCAGUGGUAUCUGCCAGAUUGUAGGUUGUGAUCAUGAGCUUGGAAGCACUGCGACCGAGGACAACUGUGGAGUCUGCAAUGGAGAUGGCUCGUCCUGCAGGCUUGUGCGGGGACACUACAAAUCCCAGCAUUCUUCAGGAAAAACUGAGGACACAGUGGUCACCAUCCCUUACAAGAGUCGUCACGUGCGUCUGAUCCUGAAAGGCCCGGAUCACUUGUACAUGGAGAGUAAGACUCUACAGGGGGUAAGAGAUGAACUGGUCUUGGAUAGACCCGGGCAGUACUACAUAGAGAACACCACCGUGGACUACCAGAAACUUUCAGAUAAAGAAGUCCUGAGAAUCACUGGCCCACUCGGAGCUGACUUCACAGUCAAAGUGCAGUUUACGGGUGGUACAGACAGCGUGGUCCAGUACAUCUACUACCAGCCCAUCAUCCACCGCUGGAGAGAGACUGACUUUUUCCCGUGCUCCGUCACAUGCGGUGGAGGUUACCAGCUAACCUCAGCAGAGUGCUAUGAUCUACGGAGCGGACGGGUGGUUGUCGACCAGUAUUGCCAUUACUACCCGGAGAAUGUCAAACCCAAACCCAAACUGCAGGAGUGCAACAUGGAGCUGUGCCUGGACAGUGACGGCUACAAGGAAAUUAUGCCAUAUGACCAAUACCACCCCCUGCCUCGAUGGGAGAGCAGCCCCUGGACGGCCUGUUCCACCUCUUGCGGCGGGGGCAUCCAGAGUCGCUUGGUAUCGUGUGUGGAGGAGGACAUGCAGGGGACCAUCACUCCCACAGAGGAGUGGAAGUGUCUUUACUCUCCCAAAACAGCUAUCCUGCAGCCCUGCAACACAUUUGACUGUCCCACCUGGCUGGCACAGGAGUGGUCACCAUGCACAGUGACUUGUGGUCAGGGACUGCGCUACAGGGUGGUGUUAUGCAUCGAUCACCGUGGCCUGCACGCCGGAGGCUGCAACCCUACCACCAAACCGCACAUCAAAGAGGAGUGCCUGGUGACUGUGCCCUGCUACAAGUCCAAAGAUACACUACCAGUUGAGGCAAAACCUGUAUGGCAUAAGCAGGCCAUAGAGCUUGAGGAGGAAGUCACAGCCAGUGAGGAACCAACCUUUAUCCCCGGUCCCUGGCAGCCCUGCAGCAGGACAUGUGGUGCUGGGACCCAGCAUCGGACGGUCAAGUGCCAAGUGCUGCUGUCUUUCUCCCAGACAAUCGUGGACGUGCCAGAUGAUGAAUGCGAGGGGGUCAAACCUGCUACCAGCCAGCCUUGCUACAGCAGUCCCUGCUCUGUAGAUUUGGGUGAAGCAGGAGAAAGUGAAGAAGUGGAAGAGGUGGAGGAAGAGGAGGAGAAGGGCAGGACACUGCAAAGAGAGGAACUGCACGACUGGGAGUACGAGGGCUUUACUGAGUGCUCAGAGAGUUGUGGGGGAGGUGCGCAGGAGGCUGUGGUUAUCUGCCUGAACAAGCAGACCAGAGAAGCAGCAGACCAAAGCCAGUGUGUGAGCUCUCGCCGACCCCCACGACUCCUCCAGGACUGCAAAACUCAGCCCUGCCCACCCAGGUGGGAAACUGGAGAGUGGAGCUCCUGCUCAGCUACAUGUGGGGUAGGUCUGAUGAUUCGCACUGUGGGGUGCACACACCGGCCCUCUCGUGACAGCAAUCACACUUUCGUUUUGAGGGACGAAGACUGUCAGAACCCCAAGCCCAGUCCUCUCCAAGCCUGCAACCGCUUUGACUGCCCUCCUAUGUGGGACACGCAUGACUGGGGACAGUGCUCCCAAAGUUGCGGUGGUGGGGUUCAGAGGAGGCAGGUACUAUGCAAGCAACGGUUGGCUGAUGGCAGCAUUCUGGAGCUACCUGACACGUUUUGCCCUACUAAGAGUCCUACAAGCCAGCAGCCCUGUGGUGAGCAGGAAUGCCCACCUGAGUGGGUCACAACUAGCUGGUCCCAGUGUUCAGUGACAUGUGGAAAUGGUAUUCAGACCCUCCAAGCUGUUUGCAGGAAGAAAGAGGUGAAUGGAAGGUAUUUGACAGCAGACCCUAAGAACUGUUCCCUGCUGGCUCGUCUCAACAGAAUCCGACCAUGCUUCUUCAAGCCCUGUGAAAACUCUGUCAAGCCUGAUGCCACCAUACUGGCUCAGAGAAAAGUUUAUAUCCAGUGGCGUAAAGGCAAAAAGGUUCACCUGGGCAUUGGUGGUUAUGCGUACAUCCUGCCUUGGACAACUGUGGUCCUUCGCUGCCCAACCCGCCACUUCCGUAAGGGCCAAAUCCACUGGUUGAAGGAAGGGAAGCCCAUGGUCAACCUACCACACCUCUCCAUAACGUCACUAGGAUAUGUGAAGAUCCAUCAGGUUCGUGCAUCUGAUGCUGGGAUAUAUACAUGUGUCGCAGGUGAGGCACAAGAACAUUUAGUCUUACAGAUCAUUGGCAGCAAGCAAAAGCUGUCUGUAGCAGAGUCAAUGCUCAGACGACAAAAGGUUGGGCGACCGGAUGCAAUCUCAGCUCAAGAAAGAUUUCAGGAGCUUCACAGCUCCCUCAACCGAUAUGAUGCAAUUAUUGAGCGUUUGCUUAAUCAUAAAGAAUCCAUUCGAGAUGAAAAAUACAUCGCUGACAAAUCACCUGCGAGUGAAAAGAACAGUUCUACCCUGGAGGAUGAAGGGUCAGAAAUUUACAUCCCAGAGGUCCUCGUUGCCGACACACGCAGGCUAGAGGAGAUCAUGAAAAACUUUGCCGAAGACCUUGGAGGACUACGGGAGGAACAACUUAUCGCACAACUGCUUAGUGAGCUCACUGUGGCACAGGGUGAAACGAAUGAGUCGACUCUUCACCCUCCAGAAAGUGCUGAAUCUUCCACGCAAGAGCCACUCCAUUAUAAACCAAACAUUAAAGCCCACACAGCCAGACCAAGAAACCCACUGAUAAUUCAACGUUCGAAAAAGAUUGGAGAGGGGCCACAAUCUGAAAUGAUAGUUUAUGUGGGAAUGCCAGUUUUCCUGCAGAAACCAGUUGUUAGUUUAGUGUUGAAGUGUGAAGCAGUAGGAAAUCCUGACCCAUCUGUGACAUGGACAAAGAAUGGGAAAGAGUUGCGCUACAGUAGCAGAGUAGGCCUGUUGCCUACAGGAUCACUGAGGAUCCAGUACCCAAGCAAAGGGGAUGAGGGUUUGUACACCUGCACUGCCAGAAACCGUUUUGGAAGGACAUCUCUUUCGUCUUCGGUGCAAAUUACUGGUAAGGUUUAUAGAUCCGUAGGUUUCAAUGGUUUAUACAGAAGCUCCACCUUCUUGUGGUUCAAGCUUCUGCCUUGAGAUGUUUUGAAAGUGGCCUUGAAGCGAGUAGAAGGCAGCUAAGGUUCUCAGUCACACAGGCUUAGAGACUGGUCAUCAGAUAUCCGACAACCAUCAGUUGCCUGGAAAAAAUAUGAAUUCUCUGACCGGUUGCUAGGUGAUGUUGAGUUAAAUUCAAAGCAGGCACUGGACCAAAAACAUCUUUGGGAUUUCUUUGAUCGCAGAUUGUCACGAUUGCCCAUAGUUUGCAUUAAACAUGCUGAACACCAGCAAACUGCUCUCCAAGCAGUAGUGAAACUGUGAAAAGUGUGAUGCACACAAGAACUGGAGAACAUUCAAAGUGAAUUGGACCUUCCCAUUAAAACCAACACAUUUAAGAAGAUGGGACUUUUGCUUUCAAGGUGAAUGGUCUCCAUUUCCGGUCUAUAUUGUUCUUUUCACACAUUGACCAUGGCUUGGAGAGUAGCUUGCUAGUGCUUGCAAACAGGUCCUCAUCUUCCAUGCAAAAUAUGGGCGACUGUGGCAACCUCUUUGCAACCUAAGAAAUCGCAGCUCCGUAUACCAUUUUGCGACCAAUUGCCUGCUAGUGACUGCAUCUGCGUAACUUUGUGCUGAACAUUGGGGGGUGUCAAGAUCUCUGUCUAAAUAAAUAAAUAAAUCUGGGUAAAUUCCCAGAUGAUUAAACAUGCAACUAU
Haplochromis burtoni (Burton's mouthbrooder) is the source of this 4851-nucleotide messenger RNA. Its product is annotated as ADAMTS-like protein 1. Gene Ontology annotation, cellular component: extracellular matrix. The coding region runs from base 299 to 4177 and encodes 1292 amino acids. The transcript has 21 exons. NCBI's taxonomy places the organism in Eukaryota, Metazoa, Chordata, Actinopteri, Cichliformes, Cichlidae. Gene Ontology annotation, biological process: extracellular matrix organization. The record is from RefSeq and is a predicted model, not a curated record. Gene Ontology annotation, molecular function: metalloendopeptidase activity.